AUGCAAGCAACUUGCGUCACUGUGGCAUUAGAGUGGGGCGGGUUGUUGAGGCGCCUGGUUGAAGAUAUUUCGCAUUGCCGCUGCGGGACAGCCCUGAGACACAGGGGAGCGACAAGAAGGCUGGUGAAACAGUGGAGAGAGGAAGUUUUGGGGAAGUUUUGCUGCUGUAAGUGGCGGCUGCGGGGAAAGAGACAGGGACUGAGACCAUGCAUCGCAGGUGAGCGUGUUGGAGAUGACCACCAAUUUCCAGCGGUUGCCCCGUCCCCUGAAAAGAGCCCAGCAACUGGCCGCUUGCAGGACGGUGCGGGUCGCGGUGCUGGGCCAAGCGGCAGUGGGGAAAACAGCGAUCACAGUGCGUUUCAUCACAAAACGCUUCAUCGGCGAGUACGACCCGACUUUGGAAACAAUAUACAGACACACGUUCUCAGUGGACGGUGAAUGCGUGCAGUUUGAGAUCCUCGACACUGCUGGGCAGGAAGAGGAUGCGAUGUUAAUCGAGGAGAAGAUCAAGUGGGCGGAGGGCUUCAUCAUCGCCUACUCUGUGACGGACCGCUGCAGCUUCGAUGAGGUCCUCCGCCUUCGCUUCCUCAUCAGCCACAUCCACUCCAACGUGAAGCGCUGCCACAGCGACACGCCGCCACCCGUGGUGAUUGUCGCCAACAAGAAGGACCUCCAGUACGACCGCAUGGUCACCACGGACGAGGGCAGCAACAUCGGGCAAGCGCUCAAGUGCCCCUUCUUCGAGGUUUCGGCCAGGGACAGCUACGAGGAGACGGUGGCGGUCUUCAGCCUGCUUUACCGGGAGCUGGCCAGCACGGGAGCCCUCUCCGCCUUCCGCAGGAAAGUCUCCUCCAAACUCAUGGACAAGAUCCCCAGGAUCCACUCGACGGCCACCACAAGCCUGGCCUCGCGCAGUUUCAGCCUCAGCUCCGUGAAGGACUUCUUAACCGAUUGACUGUUCCUGCAAGACACUGCACCUUGUGUGGGAAGCAACUGCAAGACCCUGGUCACAGUUUAAGGAUAAGGGGGAAAUCUUUUAGGAUCGAGAUGAGGAAAACAUUUUUCACACAGAGAGUGGUGAAUCUGUGGAAUUU
Messenger RNA from Amblyraja radiata (thorny skate), 1094 nucleotides. Its product is annotated as ras-related and estrogen-regulated growth inhibitor-like. The record is from RefSeq and is a predicted model, not a curated record. The coding region runs from base 233 to 955 and encodes 240 amino acids. The transcript is spliced from 4 exons. Lineage: Eukaryota; Metazoa; Chordata; Chondrichthyes; Rajiformes; Rajidae. Gene Ontology annotation, molecular function: GTP binding; GTPase activity.